UGCAAUAUUAAAGAUGUCAGGGAAAGCAAUUUGAAGAAUGAUCAGCACACAUUCGUAAAUUGUGCAAUUGCGAACUAUUAUAAAUCAAAGUACAAUUGCUGUUAUAGCAGUACAGUGUAGGAUCGCGCGCGAUUUGCAUCUGACUUAAAGUUUUUUAACUGAACUUUCGUUAUUCAUUGACCAAUAUGAUCACCCAACAUCAAUUUUUAUUAUUAAUUCAUAUUCUGUGCUGUGCUGCGACAAUUCAUAACAUUUUAUUGGAUGCAAACGACGCCGAAACUUGCAAUUUGCUAUGUGUACAAUGUAACGCUUCCGCGGUAUUUGAGGACGGCCAUUGUGAAUGCAAUUUUGCUGACGACAGUGACAAAGUUUCGGGUGAAGAAUGCGUACAAAGCAUACAAAGAGAAAUUCAAGCUAUCGAAAUGAAUAUGCUUUCCGAAGAUCUGACAGACGAGGAACGAAACGCACGUUCUAUUUUAAAAUACAGGCGUCGUCUUAAACCAGGAGAUGCCGAGAAAGUGGCACAGUAUUUUAUCAAUGGAGGACCAGAAGCUGGUCACUCCCAUUUUGUCAGGGCGUUCAAUGAAGCUCGCGAUAGCGCCGAAUCUGCGACAAAUUCGUUUUCGGGCGUGGUUGAAGAAAGUAACCCCGAAGACGGAUUUCACGGUGCACCGUUAACCAGUCCCAUUUCUUGGAAUACAUGCAACUCUCCGUUGUAUAUGGUAUCAGAAUCCACACCACUGUACGCGAGUCCGAUCAUGCAGGACGCAGAGAUGGAUCCUUCGACCUUAAGGAUAAAUCCAGCUGUCACCUAUUCCAGUGAAUUGUACAAUCCGGGUCUGUUGGGUUCAUUACUCCAUCCACAUAGAUCGCCUCUCCACCAAGGUUUUAUUAGAGCGGUCACAUUUCCCGCACACGUUUUACAUAAUGUAUUAUAUCCUCGUACGUACCACCAUCAUCCUUUGUACCAUCAUCCUUUAUACCAUCAUCCAGUGUAUCAUCGUCCUGUGUAUCAUCAUCGCGGUAUCGUCAGAAGUAGUAACUUCCCAGAUAGUUCGGACGGAUCAGAUAAAAGCAUUAUUGGUCACCCAUGUGAAAAAAUUAAUGGUCCCAUUAUUUCCAACCCUCUAACCGCCAGAAAUAAUGCAGACAGACCUGCUGAACAAAAUGUUCUUGGCUUAACUGAUUCAUCACAAAUUCAACCAGAAGCAUCCAUCAGACACCCACAAAUUCCAUUUUACCCACCAACAGAAUAUCAGAAUUUCCCAUAUCAAUACGUUCCUUAUUAUAAUCCUUUGAUGAACAUGCUUCAUCCUGUACCUAAUGGCUAUUUUCUUCAAACUGUAUCACCCUAUGUACAAAGUAGAGACCCACUGAUUUCUGCAAGUAAUCCACACUCUUUCUGCGAGAAUAACGUAAAUACUGAACAGAAAAGUGGAGUUUUAACUGCUGAUAAAACUGUUCGUUCAAAAGAUGAAACAAAAAAAUCUGAUGGUACAGCUAGAAACAAUAUUCCUAAAGAGAAGAAAAAUGAAAUCGAGAAAAAUGAAAUCAAUAAAUCAUAAGCAAAAUAAAUUAAACAUUGUAUAUAAUAUUGUACGUAUUUAAACUAGCACUACUUACAAAAUGUAAACUUAAAUUAAUUUUUAAUAUUGUCAUAUUUAUACAACAAACAGCAAUAUUAUUAAAUUUUUUUUUUAAUAAACUGUGUUAAUUUGA
This is a messenger RNA of Solenopsis invicta (red fire ant), 1719 nucleotides long. RefSeq lists its product as uncharacterized. The transcript has 6 exons. Bases 186 to 1565 code for a protein of 459 amino acids. Lineage: Eukaryota; Metazoa; Arthropoda; Insecta; Hymenoptera; Formicidae. The record is from RefSeq and is a predicted model, not a curated record.